UGCAAUCCUACAAUAGGAACCAAUUUUUCAGAUUUCGUAAACAUAACAGCACAAUUAACACAAUCAGGUUUUAGUAAUAAGAUUUUAACGAUUACAGCAGGCCAAUAUCCUCCUGCAAAUAUGAACUUCGAAAACAUUAAUUUUGUAAAUAUUCAGGCAUUUCGUCUUAAUGUAGAUACUUCGUAUGCAAGUGCUGGAAUAGACCAAAUUAAGACAAUCCGGGCCUCUUGGAAUUCUGCCGGUUUAGAAGAUCAAAAGUUAGUUUUAGGCGUUGAAUUUGGUGGCAUUGCCGAAGUUGUUACUUCCGAUAAUAUUAGGGCAGAUAUUGUGAAUCAACAACUUCACGUAACAAAUGGCGCAAAAUUCACUUUUAAUUCUGAACCGAUUCCAGAUCAAUGUAAAAAUGCAACAUAUGGAUAUUUGACAUGGACAAAUUUAAAUUUAAGUAGCUCAUCAUGUACUACAAAUCUAAUUCCAUCGUCACCAUGGCUCUAUGACUUUUUAAAUAAUUCGAAACUGCCAUACCUUUACCAACAAUAUUCUUCAAAAUUCUACUUUGUCGUUUUUUAUGAAAAUUAUCAAUCGUUAAAUGCCAAAAUCGACUUUGUAAAUAGUAAUAAUCUAGCAGGAAUUGCUAUUGCCGAUAUCACCAAAGAUUCGAAUGAUUUACAAUUGACAAACUUCAUUUUAGGAACUCCACCACAACCUACUCUGUAUAAUGGAACAAUUUCAAACAAUACCUCACCGUCUGCACCUACAUCAUCUACGCCUAGGUCAUCGUCCAAUAAUACAGGUGCAAUAGUGGGUGGUGUGAUAGGUUCCAUUGCUUUUGUUGCCAUAGUAGCGGUAGCUGGCUUUAUGCUAUAUAAAAAAAGAAGAUACAAUGUAAGAGGUACAGGAGGUACUACAAAAGCUGUAGGAACUGUAGAGGCGAUGUUUGAUUAUGUAGGAAAAGAAGCAAGUGAUUUGAGUUUUAGAGCAGGGGAUAAGAUUGAAGUACUUGAGAGAGGAGAUGGUCCUAAUGAUUGGUGGGUGGGUAGAUUAUAUGAUCGUGUAGGUGAAUUUCCUGGUGAGUAG
Molecule: messenger RNA, 1077 nt
Organism: Dentiscutata erythropus
Lineage: Eukaryota; Fungi; Glomeromycota; Glomeromycetes; Diversisporales; Gigasporaceae
Source: the annotation of a GenBank genome assembly